AUGCCGGAUAAAGUUGCGCCAGCAGAGCACCAGGUUUUGCCCGCCAAAGCCAAGGAACAGAGUGUUAAGUUGAAAAAGGAACUGGGACUAUUGGAUGGAGUUUCUAUUAUUGUUGGAGUUAUUGUUGGUGCUGGAAUUUUUGUUUCUCCACAUAGUGUUUUGGACAAAAGCGGGAGCAUUGGAUUUUCUUUGAUAGUAUGGAUUUUUUCUGGAUUACUUUGUUUGGUUGGUGCUCUUUGCUAUGCAGAAUUAGGAACAAUGAUACCCAAGUCCGGGGGCGACUAUGCGUAUAUAAGCGAUGCAUUUGGACCACUACCUGCCUUUUUGUAUUUAUGGGUCGCAUUGUUCAUACUAGUACCUACUGGUAAUGCAAUAACUGCGUUAACUUUUGCGAUAUAUAUUCUAAAACCCUUCUGGCCUGACUGUGAGCCGAAUUAUGAAGCCGUACGGCUAUUAGCCGCUGUUGUAACGUGUUUGCUCACUGCAAUAAAUUGCUACAAUGUCAAAUGGGCGACGCGCAUCCAAGAUAUAUUUACCGGGACCAAAAUAUUUGCUUUGAUAGUAAUAAUAGGCGCUGGAUUUUGGCAUUUAUUUGCAAUAGGUCCUGAGAAUCUCAUAAACCCAAUGGGAGGAACUAACACCUCGCCAGGUUACAUCGCCGUUGCUGUUUAUUCCGGACUGUUUUCCUACUCCGGGUGGAACUACCUUAACUUUGUAACUGAGGAACUAAAAGAUCCCUAUCGAAAUUUGCCACGAGCUAUUUGCAUUUCAUUGCCGCUGAUAACGAUUAUUUAUGUCCUGGCAAACUUUUCUUACUUUAUCGUCCUUACUAAGCAGGAAUUUUUGACGUCAACAGCUGUUGCUGUCACUUUUGGUGGAAAAUUAUUGGGACCAAUGGCAUGGAUAAUGCCAUUUUUCGUGGCAUGCUCAACAUUUGGUGCUCUUAACGGCGCAAUAUUCGCCUCAUCACGGCUAUUCUUCGUCGGAGCACGAAACGGACAUUUACCCAAUGCGAUAGCACUUAUUAACAUUAGAAACUUAACACCAAUGCCAGCUCUUAUCUUCCUAUGCAUUAUCACGCUGGCGCUGCUGAUACCAAAGGACAUUGACGGACUGAUCACUUAUGUCAGUUUUGUUGAGGCAGUCUUCAUUACGAUGUCAGUAUCGGGUUUGCUAUGGUUGAGGUACAAACGACCUGAUCUUCAUAGACCUAUUAAGGUAUUUUUAAUCGUCAAUUUAUUAUUAUUAUUAUUAUUAUUAUUAUUAAUUAUUACAUACCGAGUUUUCAGUUAUUUAAUUAUAAGAAGAAAUAUUUUUCUUAGAAUAUUAUUU
Cotesia congregata is the source of this 1332-nucleotide messenger RNA. Lineage: Eukaryota; Metazoa; Arthropoda; Insecta; Hymenoptera; Braconidae. The record is from the annotation of a GenBank genome assembly.